AUGCGUUUCUUGCCCCUCCAGGUUUUCUGUGCAGUCACCUCGACAGUGGCUGCAAACAGUCGCUUCUACAUGCCUGAUGAAGGGAAUCCCCACGAGGCAACUCUUAUGGCCUGGCCAGGGAACAACAACCCAAACUACGAAGACCCCGGAAGUCUCCAGCGCAUGAAGGCCGAGCUGGUCGACAUAGCAAAGGCCAUCUCUGACUUUGAGCCGGUGACUAUGAUAGUCAGCUCUGACCAGGUGUCCGACGCCGAACGGGAGCUUGCAUGCUGUGGAGAGUACGGCGUCGACAUCAAACCCACCACCGCAGACGAUCUGGAGCCCUGGAUGCGAGACAUCGCACCGACAUUCGUGCUUAGCAAAGGGUCCCAUCGUGACCUCUACGGGGCAGACUUCAACUUCAAUGGCUGGGGAGGGCGAUAUCCGUCGUCCAGCAAUACUGAUUUGGCGCGCUAUCUUCUUGAUGACUGGUAUAUCCCUCGACUACAGUCCUCAAUUGUUCUGGAGGGCGGAGCUCUGGAUGUCGACGGUGAAGGUACCAUGUUAGCAACAGAAAGCUCCAUCUUGAACCCAAACCGCAACAAGAACGCGACCCGAGAGACUAUCGAGCGGGAACUGCACCGGAUCUUGGGCGUUACAAAAGUGAUCUGGGUUCCCGGUGUCAAAGACAAGGACGUGACUGAUGCUCACAUCGAUGCCCUCGCCCGCUUCUCCAGCCCUGGCAAGGUCGUGCUGAGUCGUCCGAGUCCGGGGGAUCCGGUGUGGACAAAGGUCUACAACGACACCAGCAACAUUCUAUCCCAGGCUACUGAUGCCAAGGGGCGAGCCCUGGAGAUUGUGGAACUGCCUGAUGCGGAUGCCAACGAUAUCGACAGAUCGGAGCCAGACAUGGUAGUGAGCUACAUCAACUACCUCCUUGUCAAUGGCGCUGUCAUUGCCCCACGCUUUGGAAGCCAUAAAUCCGAUGCAGAGGCUAAACAGAUCCUUCAGAGAGUCUUUCCUGAACGGAAGAUUGUCCAGGUCCCCCUGAAUGAGAUCGCAGUCAACGGUGGUGGCAUCCACUGCAUGACGCAGCAGAUACCGGCAUUGGAGAAAUAA
This is a messenger RNA of Aspergillus puulaauensis, 1098 nucleotides long. Its product is annotated as agmatine deiminase family protein. Gene Ontology annotation, biological process: putrescine biosynthetic process. The coding region runs from base 1 to 1098 and encodes 365 amino acids. NCBI's taxonomy places the organism in Eukaryota, Fungi, Ascomycota, Eurotiomycetes, Eurotiales, Aspergillaceae. The transcript has a single exon. The record is from RefSeq and is a predicted model, not a curated record. Gene Ontology annotation, molecular function: agmatine deiminase activity; protein-arginine deiminase activity.